Paramecium primaurelia is the source of this 3363-nucleotide messenger RNA. The record is from the annotation of a GenBank genome assembly. NCBI's taxonomy places the organism in Eukaryota, Ciliophora, Oligohymenophorea, Peniculida, Parameciidae.
AUGAGUAAGAAUGAUGAUCUAGAUAAUGAUGAUGAGAUGUUUGAGAUAUCCAAAAGGUAAUAUAAGAAGAAAUCCAAUAAAAGAAAUAGAGCUACUUGCAAAGUAAAGAGAGAUGGUGAUAAUGAUAAUCUAAAUAAUUAUACUCCUGAACCAUUAAAUGAAUCAUCUUAAUUUGAACUUCAACCUAAUUCUGAAGAUGAAAAACUGAAUAAAAAAAGAUAAUCUAAUACUACUGCGAACUCAAAAAGAAUUAGAUAAAAAAAAUAACCUUAAAAGACAUAAUAAUAAUAAUAAGAAAUUUAAUAAGAGGAAUAAUAACCUACUAAAGGUGAUGAAGAGUAUUAUAAAAUAGCUUAAUUAACAUUACCCUUAUUCAUGCAACCUGAAAACAUUCGAGAUUCAAAAGGAAGACGGCCAGAUGAACCAAAAUAUAAUCCAUCUACUAUUUAUAUUCCAAAUGAUCAAUAUGAAAAAUUAUCACCAAUGUUAAAAUAAUAUUGGAAUGCAAAACGAAAUCAUUUUGAUUCUAUUUUAUUCUUUAGAUGCGGUAGAUGGAUAGCUGUGAUCUACAAUGAUGCAAUUAUAAUUGCUAAAAUAUUCAAUCGAUACUUAGGAUUUUGGGGAAAAGACAGACCAUGUUUAACUGUCUAUGAUAAUCAACUGCCAAUAUAUUAGAGAUCUUUAUUAGAAAAAGGAUAUAAAGUGAUGAUAAUUGAAUAAAUGGAGAAAGCAGAAUUGGCAUCUAAAGAAGAUGGAAAAGUUAUAAAAAGAGAAAUUACUUAAAUGAUAAGUAGAGGCACUCUACAAGAUUUAGGAGAAACAGAUUCUUAUGAAUAAAGAAAUCUAUUAGUGUUAGUAUAUUAAAAAAUACCACUCAAUUUAAAAGGCCACUCAUAUAUUUUUGGCAUUUCGAUAGUUGAUUGUACUACUAACGAAUUUUGUUUUGAUUAAUUCUAUGAUGAUGCUUAAUACAAUCGUUUAAGAUCUGUUAUUUAUAAUACUAAACCUGUUGAAGUCAUCUUAUGUAGAACUUCACCUGAAAUUGAAAAAAUUAUUAAGUAUAAUUAUAUAUCUUUAAUAAAUUUAGAAAUAUAUGUAACCCUACUGUUGUUCUGUCCAAUAAAUCCUUCAAAGAUUGUAAAUUCAUCUUUCAACAAUUAAAAACUGAAUAUAUGGAAUUAAGUAAAGAAAAAACCAUUAAUAAAUAAAAAUUAUUUGAUGGCAUAAUUAUACCUACUUAUAAACAUUAAUUUGAAGAAAAAAUGGAAAUUGACAUCAAUAAAGGAUUGUUUUCAAAUGAAAAAUAAGAGAUUCGAGAAGAAUAAAUUGUUGAGAAUUAUUAAUUGAGUUAGGAUUAUCCUAAUUUAUUAAUAGAAAUGGAGAAACAAUUUUAUCAUGAAAAAAAAUAAUCAGAUAAAGAAGAUGAUGAAUCUAACUUUUAUUCUUAUUAUUAUUCUAUCCAAUCUUUUUAUCUCUUAUUAUGUUAUCUUAGAUAACUUUUAAUUAGUAAUUCAGUUUACAGAAGAGGUAAAUUCAAUUUUCUGGAUUCCAAUUUUAUUCUUAACACUCAUCUUUAUUUAGAUUCAUAAACAUUAGAAGGUUUGGAAAUCUUUAAUGUAAAUCUUCAAACUUAAAUUACUAAUUCUGGUAGUUUAUUUAGUUAUUUGAAUAAAUGUGUAACUCAUUCUGGUAAGAGACUCCUUACUAAAUGGGUAUAAAGUCCAUUAUAGAAUUAUAAAUCAAUUAUUGAAAGAUAGUAAUGUGUUAAAGAACUUUGUAAUUUCAUGCCUGAAUGUUAUGAAUUCCAGAAAAGAAUUAAAUCAUUAACAGAUUUAGAGCGUGCAAUAGUUAAAUGUUUCAAUACAAUUCAUUCUCAUAAACUAAAGCCUGUUCCAUCUAAUAAAGGUGAAAAUAUAAGUAAAACUAAAUUAAAGGAAAUUAAAAAUGUUUUGAGCAAUAUUAGAUAGGCUGCUGAAGCUUUUAAGAUAUUUAAUUAAAAUAUUAAAUAAUUUAAAUCCCAAAAAUUGGAGGAAAUCUUUACUUAUAAAUAGAAUACUCAUAUUUUGAUAUAAUCACUUGAUGAAUUAGAAAAAUAUUUGAUUAUAGAAGAUAAUGAACCAAAACCUGUUUAAGGAAUCAAUCCAGAAUACGAUCAGACAAUGAAUAAAAUAAUUAAAAUUACUGAUUCAUUUUAAUUUGAACUUGAAAAGUGGAAGAAGAUGUUAGAAUGUCCAGAAAUUAAUUACAUUCAUUCAAAAAUAAGAUAUUAAUUAGAAAUACCUGAAAAAUAUGUUGAAAUACAUUAAAAACCAAAAGAAUUAAUAAUCACUUCAAAAAUACAAGGAUUUUUAAGAUUUUAGACACCAUUUAUAGAAGAAUAACUAUCUCAAUUAAGAUUGGUAGAAGAUGAACUCUCCUAAAAAUUACUUACCUUUAUUAAUGAAUAUUUCACUAAAUUCUAUACUUAUAGAAAAGAAUUCUUCUAAUUAAUUUCUUAUCUUUCAGAAGCUGAUUGCCUGUACUUUUAUUAAUUUAUUUAUUAGAAUUUCUUUAGCUCUAGUAUCAAAGGAAUAAUAAAAACAGGUCUCAUGUUUUCCAAAAAUAAAUAAGGAUUCUGAUGAAAGAGAUUUUAAAUUGAUUUAAGCAUAUCAUCCUAGUUUAUUAUUAAAUAGAAAUAUAGAAUAGGUGCCAAACACAAUUUCAUUUACUGAUUCUAUUGAUACUUUGUUAUUAACAGGUCCUAAUAUGAGUGGCAAAUCCACUUUGUUAAGAUUAAUUGGAGUUUCUAUAAUUAUUGCUUAAAUUGGGUGUGCUGUACCAGCCUAAUAAUUUUCUUUAACUCCUUUUGAUAGGAUCUUCUGUAGACUUGGAGCUUCAGAUAGAUUAUUAGAGAGAAAAUCAACUUUCUUUAUAGAGCUUGAAGAAACUAAAGCAAUAUUAAAUUAUUCUACUUCAAAAAGUUUAGUUAUAAUUGAUGAAUUAGGUAGAGGAACUUCAACAUAUGAUGGUGUAGCAUUAGCUUCUGCUGUUUUAAAAUUUUUAUCAGAAAAAGUAAAACCGAUUACUUUAUUUGCUACACAUUAUAAUAUUUUAUUAGAUGAAUUUGAAUUGUAUAAGAAUAUCAAACAAUGUGUUAUGUUAUAUUAUAGAGAAAACGAUUCAGUUAUUUUUAAAUACAAAUUAGUUGAAGGUGUUGCUGAAAAAAGUUUUGCCAUCAAUGUAGCAUAGUUAGCAGGUAUUUAAGAAGAAGUCAUAAGAAAAGCCAAAUAAAUGUAACUCAAAAUAACUAAAGAAGAAUCCAAGAUUAAUAAGAAUAGAGAGAUUCUUAAAAAGUUUAAUCAAAUCAUAACAUAACUAUAAUGA